Messenger RNA from Amaranthus tricolor (Joseph's coat), 1908 nucleotides. RefSeq lists its product as uncharacterized. Lineage: Eukaryota; Viridiplantae; Streptophyta; Magnoliopsida; Caryophyllales; Amaranthaceae. The transcript has 7 exons. The record is from RefSeq and is a predicted model, not a curated record. The coding region runs from base 291 to 1472 and encodes 393 amino acids. Gene Ontology annotation, molecular function: GTP binding; GTPase activity.
GCAUGAGCUGAUGUGCAUAUGCCACGCUACACUUUUCCCUUUUCUCCCAUUCUCCCUUUUUUCGUUGCUUAAAAACCCUAAUACAUCACCAACCGCCUCCACCCGUCAGCCUCUGCCGGCUGUGCUGCCGACCUGCCAUCGCCCGUCGCUUCUCUUCUCUCUCAUGAUGUGCUGCCGACCUGCCGUCGCCCGUCGCUUCUCUCCCUCUGCCGGCUUAUUUAAGCAGUGAUUGGUGCUGGCAAUCAUUGGAUUACAGUUAGUUUUUAAAGUGUCAACCUAGAACAUAGAUAAUGGAGCAGCAAACCAAGCCAGAAGCUAUUGAGAAAAGGCCAGGAAUUCUCGUAAUUGGAUCUCCCGGUGUUGGCAAGCGCACCAUUUUGUCCAGACUCCUUGCUGUGGAUUUUGAAAAGUCUUGUGAUACGUCAUCUGAAAUACUCGUAAAAGGGUGGACAAUUGACACAAAAUAUUAUACGGCUGAUGUUUCGAUAUGGAUGGCUCAUCUUCAUGAUGAAUUUUCUUCCACUUUUCUGCCAGAUUUCAGCCAGUUUGCUGCUAUAGUGAUGGUUUUUGAUAUGAGUGAGAUGUCUUCUCUUGCUGCACUUAAGAAGUGGGUCUCUUUUACUGAUAUCCAGAAAUCAGAUAUCCUAUUGUGUAUUGGAAAUAAGGCGGAUCUUGUUCCUGGUCACCCUGCUCAUGACGAGUAUAAAAGGCAUUUACAGAGGCUUGAGAAUCAUUUUACUAGUUCAGACGUGGAUUCCUAUGAGUAUGGAAUUUCCGAAUUUGAGGGAAGUAGUUUAUUGGGCAACGAAGAUUCAUCUUAUGAUUUUAAGAGGUCAUGUUGGGAAUGGUGUAUGGAACGGAACAUUGAAUAUGUUGAGGCUUGCGCUUCUAGUGUUGAUUUUGACAAAUGUUUAUCGAUUGACGGUGAUUCACAAGGAGUUGAACGACUUUUCAAUGCAAUUUCUGCCCAUAUGUGGCCUGGAAUGGUUUUGAAAUCCGGAAACAAAAUUCUUACACCAAAUCUACCAGAAAGAGAAGAAGAUUCAUCUGAAGAUGAAUCAGACUACGAACCUGAGUAUGAAAUUCUCUCUGGAGGUUCAGCCGAACAAUGGAAUGACACAGAAGGGUGGAUGUCUGCAGUUCCUCCUAAUGCAUCUUUGGCUGAAUCCGCUGACAUAAAACCUGAUUCUGGAGUUAAAGGCGUAGAAGUGUCAGCAUCAUCGUCUUCCGAAUGUAAAGAUCACGAUGGAAAAUUAGAAGGUAAAGAAGGCGAAGCAUGUAAUGAUGAUGAUCUCGAUAAGGGUUCACAUAUGGAGCUUGAGGAUUUGGAGCAGUUAAUGUCAGAAAUUUCAAAUAUGCGCAGCAAUUCAAGAUUGAUGCCGGAUUUUCAGAGACGAGAAAUGGCCGCUAAGCUGGCCAUGAGGAUGGCUGCUAUGUUUGGCGACAACAGUGGUGAUGAAGGACUAGAGUGAUCCAUAAACAGAGGGCAGCUGUUGUAUCAACAUCUGGUUGAAAGUGCUGAUUGCCAUCAAGCAUCAUCCAUGAUAGCAUCUGAACUUUCAAUGAAAGGGGAAACUAAGGCAAGGUUUCUGCCAUUAAAGCUCAUAUGAUCAGCAUCUCUUGGAACUUUUUUUUUUUUUUUUUUUUUUUUUUUUUUUUCAGUGUAAUAGUGUCUUGGUUUUGACUCUGAUAUAUACAUAAUUUUUAUCAUUAAAUCAUUAUAAGUGAAUUUAGUCCCUUAUCCAUUGUUUUUGAAAUCGCAAUUUAAAUCAUAAAAACAGGUGAGCAAUUAGGAUUGUAGUGGGUAGGAUCGGAAUGUCGAUAGAACUUAUGAUUCUAAUUGAGGAUCAUAACACGAAUUUACGAUCUUACGAUUUAAUUUAACAAUUUAGUCUUAAUUAUUAUUUA